CCGACAGCUGGCGGCUGCGUGGGCUCCGGCGGCGGCUCGCGAGCUCGCGGCUCGGCCUCCCCGCCCCGUCUCCUCCCCGCCCGCUUCCGUCCGGCUCCUCACCCUCCGUAUUGACAAACACCGCGGCCGCGGCUGUGACUCCGGGCAAGCGUUGGCAGCCGAGCCAUGGGAGACAAGAAGAGCCCCACCAGGCCGAAGCGGCAGCCGAAGCCGUCCUCGGAUGAGGGGUAUUGGGACUGCAGCGUCUGCACCUUCCGGAACAGCGCCGAGGCCUUCAAGUGCAUGAUGUGCGAUGUGCGGAAGGGCACCUCCACCCGAUCCACAUUCUUUGAAGUUAUUGAGAAUGCCUCGAGGACCAAGGAACCGUUGAAAUUUCCAAUGUCUGGAAGGAAACCUCGACCUGUCUCCCAGUUGGUUGCACAGCAGGUUACUCAGCAGUUUGUGCCCCCUACACAGUCAAAGAAAGAGAAAAAAGAUAAAGUAGAAAAAGAAAAAAGUGAAAAGGAAACAACUAGCAAAAAGAACAGUCAUAAGAAAACCAGGCCAAGAUUGAAAAAUGUGGAUCGGAGUAGUGCACAGCAUUUGGAAGUUACCGUUGGAGAUCUAACAGUCAUUAUUACAGACUUUAAGGAGAAAACAAAGUCACCACCUGCAUCUAGUGCUGCUUCUGCAGAUCAACACAGUCAGAGCAGCUCCAGCUCUGACAACACAGAGAGGGGAGUGUCCCGAUCAUCAUCCCCUAGAGGAGAAGCCUCAUCACUGAAUGGAGAAUCACAUUAAAGUUUAUUUUCCCAGUUUCUUAGUCACUUCUGUCCUACCAUGCAAAUACACAGAUUAUGCCAAGAAGUACCACAUUUUCAUGACAAACAUAAUUGUGCACAAUCCAUAAUUUGAGUUUUACAUAAAGUUAAAAUUUGUUAGAAUUUGUUGGGUUCUAUUGCGAUCUAUGCCUACAAAACAUUUCCAGACUUAACAUUUUGGUCUCUGUAGUUAGGUGUCAUGAAAAUGUGGUUGAAUUAUUCAUAUGCAGUGUUAUUGGUAAGUCUAUUUUCACUUUUAGUUUAGUGAAUUCUAACACAUAAUUCUUGAAUUCUCUAUUGGCAUGUAAUGAAUUUAAAUUUUUUAUAACAUACUGCAAGCUGCCUAAAUAUGUAUUAUUUGAGAAUUGUGAAACAAAUAGUUAUAUGUAUACAAGUCAGAGAUCAACUUAAUCAACUAUUGCUGCAACAGGAUUUCUUAAUGGUUAUCCUCUUAAAUACACCUGCUGGUACUUGGUGUGGUUAAAUAGGAAAGUUGUUAUUAAAGAAUUUGUAUGAACUUUUGCCAAUGUUUUUGACAUGUUUUACUAAAUUAUUGUUUGUGAGUUAUGUUGCUGGUUUUACCCAUUUUUGAAGGCUUUUUGUUUGCUUAUUUUUCAAAACAUUUAUUAUAUGUUUAUUAGAAGAUUAGUAGACAAAGCAUUGAUUAUUUAGCUUUAUGAUUCAGGUUUAGUGCUGUUGUCAUUGAACACUGGUUAUUUUCUGUAUUAUAUAAAAUAUUAAAAUUCAGAUAAUUACAAGCAUUUGGCAAAAAAACAAAACAAAAACAAAAACUUGCCGUAUUAUAAAAGCUGCGAUUUUGGAAAAGCUUUAAUUUAAUGAUAGUUUUAUCGCUGUUUUCUUGUCCCAAACUUAUCCAGGGGUCAGUUAAUACAGAAAUGGAAUUGUUGCAUAGAACUAAGAAAUAACUAAUCCUAAAUCAACUUAAUUGGCUUCAUGUUAAACACAGCAGUUCUCAUGAAAAUCAUAGUUCCCUAUUUUCAGACACAACUGCCAAUUUAUGCAUUUAUUAAUACUCUGAAAUAAAAACAUUUUACAGCCCCACUCACCAUUAUGUACAGAUACCAAUAAAAUAUUUUUAUGAUUAUAGAUUUUGAUUUUUGUUUACAACUAAUAAAAUAUUUUAUGUUGUAUUUAAAAAUUCCAACUUUGAAACCACACAAUACUUUUUAAAUUCUUCUGUGGUCUCCUGCUUUCUGUAACCAUUUGCUGAAUAUAUAUCCACCUAUAGAGACUUUUGAAAUGUAAAUUAACUUAAAAAUAUAACAUGAAUACAAGAAUACAAAAUAUCACAUAAAAGAUAUCAUGGUAACAUUUAAAGAAAAAAACUGUAGACCCUGACAGUUGUGAUAUUUAGUGGUUUCUCGUGGUAAUUGUAAUUUUGUUUAAUUUCAGUACUUUUUACAGAGAUAAUGGUACCGUCUUUUGUAAGAUGCUAGUUGUGAAAUACAGUUAAUUGCAUACAGUAAAAAUCUGUGAUUAAAACAUUCAUAUACCUCAUUCUUUAGUGUUGUUAAAUGAAAAAUGAACAUUUGUGUUUAAGAUACUUUCAAUGAAAUCCAACUAACUGGUUAUGUUCUUCUAAAACAGGAUAUUUUGUGUUAUCCUUAGUUUUUCACAUUUCAAAUUUUUAUAUAUUCAUUUUUGGGGAUAGUAUAAAUUAAAAAUUACUGAAAUAGAAAAAUACUCUAGUACUUAAGUCAAAGCUUAUGAUGAUCAGAUACUUUCAAGAUUUAUUUUAAAGGAACUACAGUGAGAAAAAUCUUGACACAAGAUGGAACUUUACCUGAAUAGGACAUGCUUACUAUUCUAUUUAGAUGGAAGACAGCAUGGCAAUUAACCCAAUUAUUGCAUAGAGUGAAGUUUUUUUGAUUUUUGCAUGAAGUUCUUAUGUAACCUAGAAAAACUCAAGGAACAGGAAUUCAAAGUGAAAAAUUUUUAUUAUGUUCGUAGAGGAGUUCCAAAAAUGGAACACUCACUAGGCAUUGAAGGGUUAAGAGUGCUAGCUGACAUCUAGUGUUCAAGUCCCUGUGUUAGUAUUCAAAUAAGCUGGAGUAAAUUACUCCAUUCUAUAAAAUCAGUGAUGAUUAUAUCUAACUCAAAGGGUUGUUGGGAAGAUUAAAUGUCAGAUAAGAUUCUUAACUGUCUGACAAAUACCAGAUGCUCAGUAAAUAUAAACCUUUUUAUGGUCUGGUAUGUAGGCCCAUGGUGGAGUGCUUCCCUGGCAUGUGUGAGGCCCUAGGUUUGAGCCUCAGCACAGAUGAAAGGGUAAGUUUAGGUAAAACUUUAGGUAAAACCCUAUAUAAAAAUACAAAAAUAAUUUUUGUAAUGAAAUCAUCUCCACACCUCCUGGAUAGCCUAAAGGAAUAGUGUUACAAAAGCUACUGUGAAUUUUCACUGUAACAUCAGGUGUUUGCCAUGGUCCUAGAAAUACCAUCCUUCUACCAUUAGCACAAAUAUACACUAUGAGAUUGAAGAAAUGAACUAGGUUGCCUAGCUUGAAAUUUUAUUUUCCUUUCAUUAAUCACAGUUAUUUUCACCUGCCUUCAUUUUACUCUACCUCAAAUAUAUUUCCACACCAAGAAAGCAUGCAGAUACCAUCAGUAAUUUAUACCUACUGUUGAAGUAUGCAAAAAGAUUCAGAGCCUGGGGUUAGGGUGCAUUUAGGGGUAUAUUUUAGCUCUGUAUUGUGCUGUAAAUUUACAGUGUGGCUUUAGCUUUGAGUUCUUUGGAUUAAAUUUUAUACAAAAGCAAUUUGGAUGUUUUUUAGAGUUUAUUAUCUUACUUUGAUAUAAGUAAGUGAAGGUAUACUUUUGAGGAAAGCAAGAAUAGAUAUUUCCUCUGCCCCUAGUGCUGGGGAUCAAACUUAGGGCUUUUACUGAGCUACAUUCCCAGCCUCUUUUUUUUGUUUUGAGAGGGAGUCUCACUGAUUUGCUCAGAUGGACUCAAACUUGUGAUCCUCCUGUUUCAGGCUCUCAGAGUGCUGAGACUACAGCUAUGCACCACUGCAUCGAGCUGAAAAGCAUACUCUUAAAAGUAUUUGUAUUGCACAGUAGAAAUAGUUGACUUAAUAGGUUAAAAGAUUUUUAUUUUUAAAUGCUUCUUAAAAUCAUAGUGGUAAUAAGGUGAAAAUAUUUUUAAAAGGAAGGAAAACAUCAGCCUAAGUUGAAUCUUUAUUAACUUUUAGUUAACAGAUCCAUAGCCAGGCAUGGUGGCACAUGCCUUAAUCCCAGACUUGGGAGACUGAGACAGGAGGAUUCUCAUGAGUUCAAGGCCAGCCUGGACUACAUAGUGAAUUUAAGGCCAGCUUGAACUAUGCAGUGACACCCUAUCUUGCGGAGAGAGAAUACCCCUGUUGGCUAAAAGAAUGUAGUUUUAACAUACUAUAUGUUUUAAUGGUAAGUGGUCUGGAAACUAAUUUCCACUGAGGCCCUUAUUUUACUUUCUUGAUCUGCAAAUUUUCUCUUCCAGAAUUUUUGAAGGAUCUGAUGUAGGAACUGUUUAAGCUAUUGAUACUUCUGCAGUGUACUUUUUGAAAAUUAAGAAAGAACAGAAGAAUGUAUCUGUAAGGAGAGGAUGACAGUAAAAUAGUGAUUUGAGUUUUUAGCAUUUACCCCUCUCAUAAGACACCUUCAGUUUCCUGAAAUAAAGAAGUUACAAAAAUUGAAGGGCAGAAAGAUCAUCAGUGACAAAAAAGCUGAGUGAACUCAACAGUAAAGAUUAUAAGACACAGGAUGGGAUUGAUUGUAUUUUGAAAGUUGCAUGAAAGGAAUGUCUUUCUUGGAUAUUGAGAACGAUGAACAGUAAGACCCACUAGUAUCAAAGGCAAGGAAAGAUAGAAAAGAAAGAAAGUGAAGGAAGAGAGAAGGGGGAAAGAAAGAGAUAGGCACAGAGCACUGGUGUGCAAUUGGCGUAAUGGAGAAUCACUAGGGAGGGACACAACUUACAACAUGGCAGUUGGAGAACAUACCCUGUAAAGAUACAGUGGGACAAAUCACCUUAAAGACUUGGGCAUUAGAGUUUAAUGUAUUUAAUGGACUGUUUACUAAAGCAGCAAUAUGUGUAGUACUUCAGAAUGAUUUUCACAAGAACCAGUUUAAGAACCUUACAGAUUUUCCUUAAAUUAUACAGCUUGACUCCAUAAUUCUGGUUAUAAACUGAGUUGGAUGGGAACCAAAUCAAAUUCAGUGGUUAGGCUCAGUGUUUACGUUAUGAGGAAAUUUGGCAUGGUUCUCAUCCAGUUGAGCUUGCAACCAGAAUCAUGGAGGGACUUGAGUUGGUAAGCUGAGGUACCAGUGUACCAACUCCACUAGCCCACAUCAUUUCAGUGUUAAAUUUUAAUGCAUUAGACUUUGUGAUUAGCCAGUGCAGAGGAAUGGGGGAAAUUCUGAAGCAGAUGAAAUACUACAAUAAAACCAGAUACUUCAGUAGAAGAAGUUAAUCAGAGACCUCUGAAAGUUUCAGUUCUCUGGGACAGGUUUUACAUUCUAAACCUUUUUCCCCCGUAAGUGGGAGAUAUAGACUAGCUUACUAUUAUAAUAUUUUCAGUAUUUCUCUAAUCUAGGCUUUCUUUGCAUCAGUAUUAUUUAAUUCAGUGAACAUUUAUUGAUUAAGUUUUGGGCGCUGGGCAUUUUACUACGGGGUUGGAAAGACAAAGAUGUGAAAAAUCAUACCUUACAGAUCUAUAAAUAAUUAUAGUGCCAUCACUGCAACAAUAAAAAUAUGCAGAAGAUACAAAAUAGCAAAGGAGAGAGUGCUUGCUACUUUUUUACCCUAGAAAAUUUUACCUAUCCCUAAAUAUCCACUGUAAGUCCACACUGAAAAUGUUAGGGCCUUAUUAGAUGUUUGCAGUUGGUAAUGUAUAACCAGCAGCUGUCUUAAUACUCCAGCUUGAAUUUCCAGAGUUGAAGAUUUUAAGCUGUGUAAUUUGAUGUAACUCAUGAUUUUCCUGUGGUUUUUAAAGUCAAGAAACAGCUGGGCUUGGUGAUGUACACUUGUAAUUGCUUUUAUUCGGAAAGCUGAGGCAAGAGGAUCUCAAGUUUGAGGUCAUUCUAGGCAAUUUAACAACUCUCUCCAAAGUAAAAUUUAAGAAAGGUUGGGGAGGUAGGUCAGUAGUCAAGAGCUUGUAUAUCAUGCAUGAGGCCCUGAGUUAAUAGUGCAAAAUACCCAAAACCAAAACAAGCCAAAAAAAUUUGCCCUUAUAGACAAUGCGGAUCAUUCAUUUAUUGUCCUUAAUUUUUGUAUUUGCAAGAAAUUUCAGAUUAAUAUUGGGCUCAAUUUUAAUUUAUGUAGGGCUCAAUAGCCUGUAUGUAUUCCAAAAUUUAAAAAAUUUAUUUGUUUAUUUUGGUUUUUUGAGACAGGGUCUCACAUGUAGCCCAGGCUGGCUUCCAGCCUGCAGCAAUCUUGCUGUGUUGGCCUCUAGAGUGGUGGGAUUACAGGUAUGUGCUCCCAUGCCUGAUUAAAUUUUCUUGGCUUUCUAUAAUUUUCCAAAUUUUGACGUUUUCUUUUGUUCUUAAAAAUUGCCUCAACUAUUAAGUGUAAAUAAGGCUAAAUAUUAAUAACUACUUACAAUGCCUUUAUUUCAACUUGUGCCAAGCUCCAAAGGGAAAUGGGGGGGGGUGUCCAGUGAAUUUACAUGUCGCAGCAGGAAUUCCUGAGGCAUGGAAGUGAUGUGCAUGGGUCCUGUGGGUUCUAAGGUUGUGUCUGCUUCCCUGCCUGGAAGAAAGGAAUAUGGAUGAAAGGUACCACCUUACCGCGAUUUUGUGAACUCUUUUAGCAAGAAAAUUUAAAAACCAAACUAGGAACCAUGAUGAAUUAGACUUCUUCAUGUCUGUUACUUUCAUUAUACUCUUUUAAUAAUAACAGCAACAAUGAAGUGGUCCUGUGUCUACUUCUGGAGUUAGCAGGAGUUGGAAGACUACAGUUAGCUUGGGAGAUGACAAUUAAUGAACCAAAAAAAGAAUUUUUUUUAAACAUGUUUUUAAAAAAGGAAAUAGACUGAGUUCCUUAGACCCAAGAGGUAGUUUUGGUUUUUAAAAGAAAAUAACUAUUUUUUUUUUUGUCUUUUUCCUUUUUAUCGGUACCAGGGAUCAAACCCACGACUGCCUGCUUGCACGGCAGGCGCUUCUGCCGCUGAGCUAAAUCCCUAGACCCAACAACUAUGUUUUUAGCACAGAAGAAGAUAAAAGUUUAAGGGACAAUUAGGAAGAGUAAAAAAUAAUUUUUUACUUUAUUAAAGCACAGAAAUGUAAAAUUAAGCCCCAUAGAAUGCCUCUUUCUGUGUAGAAAGGAGUGUGAAAUGUCAGUAGGAAUUAUGAAUUCACUUUUCAGCUAAGCUUCAAAAGUGUGAUUAUUCUCAGCCUGCAAUUUUAAGAAACCUGGGAUAAGUUAGCCUGUUUAAUUGGUUCUUAAUAUUGUAAUUAGGAGGUUUGAUUGAUGACAGAUUUUGGAGGAUUUGUGUAUGGGUGUUUUAGUUUAAAAAAAUCACGGGGAGGGGUGUAGCUCAGAGGGAGACUGCUUGCCUAGUGUGUGCAAGACUCUGGCUUUGACCCCCAGCUGGGGCAGGAAAGGAUGACAGUCCUUUUAGUGGCCAUGGAAGGCUCCUGAGCACUGCACCAGAACGAAAUGCGAGAUGGUCAUAGAAUACUACUUGUUCCUUCCUGCCCUGCUGGCUCCUGUCUCCUUUCUGUGUACCUGGAAAUGCCAGCUUUGUCUUCAGCUCACAGAGUAACAGACAUGUCCCAUCUCAUUGAUGGUUCACUCCCUCUCUUUCUAGACUUUUUUUCUCUCCUCCUACCCCUGACCCUACUCUCCCUCCCCACCAAAUUUACUGGUCUGAAGGAACAUUUAAAAUGAAAUCCUUUUUUCCCCUUUGUUCCUCCUGCCUCAGCCUCCCAAGUACUGGGAUUACAGGAGUGUGCCACCAUGCCUGGUUGAAAUACAUUUUUAAAAAACUAACACCAUUACUUUCCAGUUCUUCCUCAAGUCCAAAAAUGGACACAUAUCCUUCUAUAAACCAGUGAGAGGUGAGAAUAAAUUUGCUUUAACUUGAGUUUCUGGUGCCUUGUGUUUUGCAACUAAUCUUACUCUUACUUCUUUGUGAGUUUAAUUCCCAGGACCAGUCUAUGAGAUUUUCACAUAUUACUUGGUUCCUUUCUACUUUUACUUAGUAGAAUCAUUGAAUGUAGUACUUACUAGUUCAUAGUGUGCGAUAAGAUGAUACAAUGGACAAAACAACAUGCAUUUUGGAUCUUCAAAGAUUUCUACUUGAAUUAUGGAUCUUCAUUAUUAACCAUGUGGUGAAGGAACUUCUCUGAAUUUCAGGCUGUAUUUAAUAAGCGAAACAUAACAUUUCUUCUUAGAAAUGUUGACAGACUAAAUUUUACAAUGUGGAAGUUAGGAAUUUUGCCCUAAAAGAUGUAGAAUUUAAUGUUUUUCCUAAAGGAUAUCUUUUUAAAGAAUCAAGAAGUCAUAGAAAUGGAAAGGGUGUGCUCGGCAAGAUCUUAAACCUACUGUAGAGUGAUUUAAGUUUGUUUGAUUUUGUUUUUGACACGAGGUCUCGCUAUGCAGUUUAGGCUGGCCUUAAAUUUACUGUGUAGCCCAGGCUAGCCUUGGAACUUGCAGUUAUCCUCCUGCCUGGGCCUCCAAAGGUGCCUGGCUCUGUAGAGUGAUUUAGAGAUAUUAAAAAAAGAAGUCAGAGGACAAUUUCCAGAAGUUGAAUGCCCAUCAUGUAAUAGUAGCAACCAAAAAACUAAAUAAAAGCAAGGCUAGUCUUUCAAAUGUAAGUCUUCGAAUUUCCAUCUUAAACCAGAAAUUUUUCUCAAUUAUGUAGAUCUCUAUCUCCUGUUUUAAACAACAAAUAUUGCUUUUUUUUUUUUUUUUCCUGUCUUUUUGAGACAAUUGGGCUGCAAUUUAGGCUGGCCUUGGGCUCACUUUGUAGCCCAGGCUGGUUUGUUUUGUUUUGUUUUUGUACCAGAGAUUGAACUCAUGAUCUCAUGUUUGCUAGGCAGGGCUUAAGCCACUCCAGCCCCCAGACUGGUUUUGAAUUUGCAACAGUCCUUCUGCCUCAACCUGGAGAAUACUGGGAUUAUCGGAGUGUGCCACCACACCCACUAAAUAUUGCUAUUUUAAGUAACAAGUAUUGUUACUUUAAAUUUGCUUUACUUCCUUUAAAUUUAUCCUUUUGAUAACAUGAAUUAAAUUGAUAACGAAUUAAAAAUUUGUACUGCACCAGUUUAUCAAAGAAUUAGACUCUUAGAAAUGAAAAAUACAUUUAGUACACGUAUGCACACAAUGAAUGAAAUUCCUAUUGUGACAUCAAAAUAUUUUUAGUAAUUUUCAGUAACUUUAUAGGAAUAUAAAAGUACAGUAUGAGAAUGAUGGAAUGAUUAGAAGGGAUGCCAGCAUGCACACAGCUCAUGCUUCAGGAUAACCAAUUAAGACAGUGUCUGGGGAAUGUAAUAAUCACUUCUAUUUUUAGAAUGCCUUAGGACUUCUUAAGAAUGUUUUUUUGUGAUUACAAGAUUAAAGGUAUGAUAUGGUCCAGAAUCCUGGUAUCAAGUAAAUGCUCUUCCAGAUACACUUCUUCAAUAAAUUGUUGCAGAAAUGAAAAAUUCUUGGCCUCCCUUUGUGCCAAUCUAAUAUUUUAACAUUCUAUAGGUCAAGGAGUUACUUUACUUCAAGUAGUUACUUUGUUUAAAGAGUUACAGUUAGUAUCUUUUAAAUUAAACAUUCUUUGAGUACUAGGUUUUACUGUACUUUCUUGAUGCCAUGUCCUUUAACUUCCUCUCCAAAGCUAUUUUUCUUUCUUAUCAAUGCUUUUAUAUCAUUCUUUGUACUUUGUUAAGUUUACCUUCAUUUCUCUAAGAAUUGUAAGGUGUAGUAGAAAAAUUUAUUUAUUAUUCUUUCUGUUGUUACUGUCCUGUCUCUCCUGGAAGGCAGUACAGUUCUUUAUUUCUGAAUACUGUGCAUCAGAGCCCCUUGUCUGGCAUGUAGAAAAUAUUCAAUAAAUGUUUACUGAAUGAAUAAA
Messenger RNA from Cavia porcellus (domestic guinea pig), 9846 nucleotides. RefSeq names its product YY1 associated factor 2 (gene Yaf2). Gene Ontology annotation, cellular component: nucleus. Gene Ontology annotation, molecular function: DNA binding; transcription coregulator activity. Gene Ontology annotation, biological process: positive regulation of DNA-templated transcription. NCBI's taxonomy places the organism in Eukaryota, Metazoa, Chordata, Mammalia, Rodentia, Caviidae. Bases 166 to 780 code for a protein of 204 amino acids. The record is from RefSeq and is a predicted model, not a curated record. The transcript has 5 exons.